Polistes canadensis is the source of this 1318-nucleotide messenger RNA. RefSeq names its product ADP-ribosylation factor-like protein 1 (gene Arl1). NCBI's taxonomy places the organism in Eukaryota, Metazoa, Arthropoda, Insecta, Hymenoptera, Vespidae. The transcript has 5 exons. Gene Ontology annotation, molecular function: GTP binding; GTPase activity. Gene Ontology annotation, cellular component: cytoplasm; Golgi apparatus. The coding region runs from base 325 to 819 and encodes 164 amino acids. Gene Ontology annotation, biological process: vesicle-mediated transport; intracellular protein transport. The record is from RefSeq and is a predicted model, not a curated record.
GCAUAGAGUGAAACGCGUGCGCGAUGACGUGAGACGAAUUUCGUGCGAUUUCUCGUGCGAGUCAGCAAGAGAGAAUUGCAAUCGUAAUAAGUUAGAGAAGGGGUGUGCGCCCCCGGUUACUUGGAUACAGUUGUGGUUAUUAUCACAUUUUGACAAUAAACUUUGAAUCGGUGCUGCAUGGUUUUGAAAAUAACAUUUUAUCGAUAUGGGUGAGUUGUGUCAUGAAUUAAAGAUUACGUGUGCGCUUUUCGGGUUGCCUACCGAGCUGAGUACAAACACUGAGGGUUGCUCAGUUAUUUUCGUAAUCUGCUAGGAAGUCGAGAAAUGCGAAUAUUAAUUUUAGGCUUGGACGGAGCCGGUAAAACUACGAUUUUAUAUAGAUUGCAGGUCGGCGAAGUGGUUACUACGAUACCUACAAUAGGAUUUAAUGUAGAACAAGUUACAUAUAAGAAUUUAAAAUUCCAAGUAUGGGAUCUCGGAGGACAAACGAGUAUACGACCAUAUUGGAGGUGUUAUUAUUCUAAUACGGAUGCGAUAAUAUAUGUGGUUGACUCUGCAGAUAGAGAUAGAAUAGGCAUAUCAAAAGAUGAGCUAAUAUAUAUGCUAGGGGAAGAAGAAUUACAAGGUGCCAUUCUGGUAGUACUGGCAAACAAACAAGAUAUGGCUGGUUGUUUAAGUGUUGCAGAAGUGCAUCAAGCUCUUGGAUUGGAUGCACUUAAGAAUAGAACAUUCCAAAUAUUUAAAACUUCAGCAACUAAAGGAGAAGGUCUUGACCAAGCAAUGGAUUGGCUGUCAAACGCGUUACAGAGUAGAAAAUGAUCGACAUUAAAUCAUCAUCAUUUUUCUUACUCAAGCCUUAUAAAGAGACUGGUCGUAUGACUGUCAUUUCAAAUAUCCCAUGUAAUUGGGAAGAGCUCAUUUGUGUUUAUUUAUUCAAAUAUUAUUAUAUUUUAUAAAUACCUUGCAUUUUUCGCAUAUAAAACUGACCAUACUUUUCAUAAUAGAUAGGACAUGAUAGAUGUCAGAAAUUUUAUCUUUCUUACGAAUCAAGAUAAAAAAAAUAAAACAAAGACAAGAAAAAGAUAAAAUGAAGGAAACAUAUGCGAAUAUAUAUACCUUUGUAUUAAAAUGUAAUUGAAUCACUUCUCUUAAGAUGAUUAUUUCAUCUUUACACCCAUUAUAUGAUUGUAGAGAGCCGAAUACUUUUUUAAUAUUAAUCCCUACUAUCCUUAUUUAAUAUUAUUUGUAAAUGAAAGUUAAUAUAUUGGAAAAUACUGUCACAAAUAAAGACUUAAUUUCAUAUGCAUUAACAGAACAA